Molecule: messenger RNA, 333 nt
Organism: Miscanthus lutarioriparius
Lineage: Eukaryota; Viridiplantae; Streptophyta; Magnoliopsida; Poales; Poaceae
Source: the annotation of a GenBank genome assembly
AUGCGCCAGCCUUCCCGAGCGCCACCAGGGCGCAGCGGGCUGCCGUUCGCCGCCGGGAUGCCUCCUACCGCCACGCGAGGCCGCUGGUGCGGGGUCGCCGACCGUAGCGCGAGGCUGCUCGGACCGACGGCCACGGGCUCAGGAGCCGCACGUGUGGGGGCCUCUGUCCGCGGGGUCCAGCCAGUCGCCGGGCUGGCGUCCGCCGGGAGCCGGGCGCAGGAGGCUGCCUGGCCGCGGGCGCAAGGCCGCGCGGGACCGGGGCGCGGAGGCCGCCUGGCCGCGGGCGCAGGGGCCAGCCGCGGCGCGAGGCCGCCAACUGCCUACAUCGACUGA